UCACUUCCUUCUUCACCGCUGCGGCUCCUCUGAAAUUUUCUCCGGGUCAUCAUUUGGAGGGGGCGAGAGAAAGAGAGAGACCGGAGAGACGUUUAAAUAGCGGAAAAAACACGUGACAACAACACUUCAUGGAACAAACUACAAGACGAACGACGGACACACUUCGGACUCUAUGACUCGUCGACAAACAACGAUAUUAAUUUGUCCACCGCCAAAUCCGGAAACAUGGAGGACCCAAACAGACCUCAGCGGAAGAUGUCAACAGCAGGAGACAGUUUGUACAAAGUCCUGGGUCUGGAGAAAGGAGCAACUCCCGAGGAAAUAAAGAAGACUUACAGAAAACUGGCGCUGAGGCAUCACCCCGAUAAGAACCCAGACAACCCAGAAGCUGCAGAGAAAUUCAAAGAGAUCAACAACGCCAACUCCAUCCUCAGUGAUGAAAACAAACGCAAGAUCUAUGACGAGUAUGGGUCCAUGGGCCUCUACGUGUCAGAACAGUUUGGGGAUGAGAGCGUCAAAUAUUACUUCCUCAUGUCCAAGUGCUGGUUUAAGGCCCUUGUGGUGUGCUGCGGUAUUUUCACAUGCUGUUGCUGUUUCUGCUGCUGCUGUUUCUGCUGUGGGAAGUGCAAAUCGGCUGAAGAGGAGCAUUUUGCAUACAUGGACCCAGAGGACCUCGAGGCCGAGAUCAGAGAACAGGAUACAGCUGGAGACCAUGUAAUAAUAAUUCAGCCGAGCCCUAGUGCUGCCACUGCCACUUCAGGUGAAGCUGUCACUUCAUCAGGUGAAAACACACCAAUUGUGAUUCAGCCUCAUGCGACCAACGGGACCUCGGGGCCCGGAUCCUCCAGCCAGCUGUCCAAGUCAGCUGAGAAAUGAGUAAGUGAGUGGAGUCCUUCAGAGUCUGGACUGUCUGAUUAUACCACAUCUGCAUCAGCAUCUGUAAUGAUCAGCGGCUGAUAAGGAUUUGAAUGUUGCUAACGUGCAGAAAUCAUAUUUAUCUCAGAGGCUUGUAAAAGAAACAAGCGGCAAUUUGAUUGUGCCAUAAUUUCUAUUUUUUAAAGUGCCAAUGGUGUCUUCACUGCAAUCUCAUAUUUAUUUUUUUAACUUUUAAUUUUUGGGUACAGUCUGAACUGCAGUGUCAAAUGAGGAAGCCAUGCAGAUCAAAGCUCUGUAAUAUUUUUUAUGCACUUUAAUAAUUCAAGUUCGUGUUCAUGCCACAAUGCUCUGAGAACAUACCUGCUUAUGAUCUCAGUCAGAAUAUUUCAACGCAACAUGAUGGAUUAUUGGAGGCCAACCACUUGAAGUUUUGAGGUGUUUAGUCAUACUGCACAUAGAUUCAUAUUCUAGAAAGGAUGUCUUUAUGUUUGGAUGUCAACUGCCUGUUAAAACUCUGAUGAUAAUAUUUAAGAAACUCUCACUGCAAACAACAUUUAGGGAAAUAUACUUGUUUGCUUUCUUUCUGAGAUUUGAUAAUUUCUUGUUUUUAUUUCUGGAAAAUUACAAGCAAACUUCUGCACAGCAUGUCCUAACUCGCAUUUUAGACGGUAUUGUCUCUCUUUUGCUCGCAGCAGUUUUGGGUUAAAAAUACAACUGAAGAUCAGAUUUUUUUUUUUUUUAACUCUUCAGUACUUUAGAGAGAUAAUUCAAAUAAUUGGGAUUGAAUUGUUAUCAAACAGGCAAUGUCAAAGAUUAUUUUUUAAGUAUUAAAAGUUUUGACAACCCUAUCACAGAUUACUGAUCCAAUACCAGUGUUGUAUUUACUACAUUUAUUUUAUGGAGGAAACUGGGAUUAUUCUUGAAAUAUGUAAGGCAACAUCAGUCUGGACUUCAAGUUUGUUUUCCUGACUUUGUUUGCAAGGCUCGGUCAAAUAGCCCGGUCAAUGCAUUCUGUAGUACACGCUCUUCGACGGUAAUAUAGAAUCAAAACAAAUAGAUCUGCCCUGUUGAAUACUUAAUUGAAGUUAUGUGAUUGGUUGUAUCCUAUCAGUACGUCUGGAAUAAUAACAAAUACUGUGGGCCUAGAUCAAUUUCUAUCUAUACAUUUGAGUUUAAUCUACUUAUUCAGCACUACUAUGGCAACAAUACACAUCCUGUUCCCAUGCUAUAAAGCACCUGAUUAUAUUUGAAUCCACAGUUUUGUAAUUAUCAAUAGUUCAUUCUAGCAGUAAUCACAAGUUAGAAGCUGGUAGUUCUAAUUUCCUCAGAUAAGACAUGAACGCAUCAUUAGAUAUAAGACUUGUGAGCUGUUAUCCCAUCUGAAGUGGAACCAUGAUGGCUGAAACGAAAGAAUACACUUGCACCCCUCCAAAAGAGUUUUCAAGGAGUCAUCACUGUGGCUUUUUGGAAAGUCCACUUCCCGUUUUAUAAUAAGUAUCUAGUUUGAGCUGGGGCCAGGAUGUAAUUAGCCUAGCUUAACAUUAAGAGAGGAACCAGAGGGGAAGAGCUAGCCUGAUGAAGAAAUUAAACACCAGACUUAGUUUUUAAAAAUAAUCAAGUCACCUAAGGGGUUUCAAUCUGCGUCACAGUCACUAAUGCCCUGUGCAGAAGUACUACUGUAGGGCGGAUUGAUACACUGUUUGUUACAUACAAUAGUUCCAGCACUUAACUGUCCUAAAGUUACAGCGUGAUGUGUCUAAUUUAUUAAACGUACUUCCAGCGGGUUCACUCAGGAGCAUUAGAGGUGUUGAUUGGCAGAUUUUUAGACUUUUAAUUUACAGAAAUAGGCUAGCUGUCCCCCCCCUGUUUCAAGUCUUUAUGCUAAAAUACGCAAAUGUGAGUCACCUGCUGGCUGAAGCUGCACACUAACACAACACACAGACAUGAUAGUGGUAUGAAACCUCUCAUCGGAGUCUCAUUAAGAAAGCAAACAAACGUGUUUCCAAGCUUUACUGAGCUUUACCUUCAAAUGGAUCUUUUAUCGUUCUUUUUCGCUGUAGCUGAACAUAAAGUGACCUCGAGCAAACAAAUCAUAUAAAGGUACAGAAAAAGAUUAGACAACAACAUAUACAUUUUUAAACUCUCUUUACACUUGACACGAGAAAAGAACAUGUUUAUAUACAACCCUCAACAACAGGACAGCGAGGUCAUGAUCCAGAUGUGUCAAAUCCUUCUUUUUAAAGGAUGAAAAUCCCUCUUAUCUGUAUGUGAUGAUGAGUGUGUGUAUCAUUAUAAUAUGCUCCAUUCAGGAAAUGUGCUUUUAUGUAAAGUGAGACAUUUAUUUUUUUUUGGAUUGGAAAUUUGAUGACAAAUGAAUUGUGUGUAUAAAGAUACAGAUUAAAUGAUGCCAUCUCUCAAAAUGUUUACAUGAUAUGAUGUGUCUUUGCCUGGUGUGGGAAUGUGCAGGAGGGUUUGUGCUUCAUUAGGUUCACUUUGUAUAAUAUUAUAGUAUAUGUGCACAGUGUAUUUAUGUAAAGCCCUAACCAUCCCAGAUAAAUAUUUAAUUCUGUAACCUUUAUGUAUCAUAAGACAUACGUGACUGAGCGCCUGAAUACAUUUAAGUGGGAUUUCUUUUCCUUUUCUUUUUGUUAGUUAUUUUAUCACAGAUUUAAAAUACAAAUAUAUAUAUAUAUAUAUAGUUUUAUCAUCUCAACAUUCCCAGGAUUUUUUGUCAUUUUUCAAAUGUUACAUGUUUCCAAAUGUUUGUUUCUGUAACAUCAAGAUUUGUCGGAUUAAAUAAAGUUGGGUGAAAACGG
Molecule: messenger RNA, 3692 nt
Organism: Labrus bergylta (ballan wrasse)
Lineage: Eukaryota; Metazoa; Chordata; Actinopteri; Labriformes; Labridae
Gene: dnajc5gb
Product: DnaJ (Hsp40) homolog, subfamily C, member 5 gamma b
Source: RefSeq, a predicted model, not a curated record